Molecule: messenger RNA, 3439 nt
Organism: Cheilinus undulatus (humphead wrasse)
Lineage: Eukaryota; Metazoa; Chordata; Actinopteri; Labriformes; Labridae
Gene: ltb4r
Product: leukotriene B4 receptor
Exons: 5
Coding region: 195-1355 (386 amino acids)
Biological process (GO): phospholipase C-activating G protein-coupled receptor signaling pathway; inflammatory response; complement receptor mediated signaling pathway
Cellular component (GO): plasma membrane
Molecular function (GO): complement receptor activity; leukotriene receptor activity
Source: RefSeq, a predicted model, not a curated record
GAAACCUGGAAGUCAGACGAGCUGUUAGGUCCUUGGUCAAAUUUUGGAUUUGGUGGAUUUACAGACCCAGAUCUACAAUUAAAGAGUUACCGGAAGAGGACGUUGAAAAAAACAACUAUCAUUUGACCUUUAUGGGUUGAUCAGCAUCAUUCUUCUGGCUGCUGAAGCCAACAGAUUCUUCAGACGUCUUUCUGAUGGCAUCCAACGCCACCACCGCCAUCUCCCAGGGGUCCUCCCCUGCCUCCUUUUCACUGCCCAUCAGUGCCUCAGCUCAGGGUGGCAUCGCCAUCCUUAGCCUGGCAUUCCUGCUGGGAUUCCCUGGAAACCUGUUUGUAGUCUGGUCGGUGCUUUGCCGGGUGAAGAAGCGUUCAGUGACCUGUCUAUUGGUGUUGAAUCUGGCUGCGGCGGAUGCCUUUGUUCUGCUCAGCGCUCCUUUGUUCCUGCGUUACCUGGCUGGAGGUAGGGGCUGGGAGUUUGGCUCGGCGGCGUGCAAGCUGGUGCACUACCUGUCGAGUGUGAACAUGUACGUGUCCAUUUAUCUGAUCUGCCUGAUGAGCAUGGACCGCUGGUUGGCUGUGACGAGACCAUUCCUAUCCCAGAGGAUGAGAACCAAACGUAUUCUGCUGGGUCUUCUGCUGGGGGUGUGGGUGAUGGCGUUCCUCCUGUCACUGCCGAUGCCCUUCUACCGCAACAAUAAGAGGAUAACACUGCCAAACAACUUUACCUUCAGCUUGUGCAAGGUGGACCACGGGGGCAGUGAUGCUCAUCGGGUGUUCCAGUACCUUUUUGAGACCAUCAUGGCCUGCUUGGUGCCCUUCUCCCUCAUCAACAUCUGCUACUCCUCUGUCGUUUGUCGUCUGAUGAGCGCCAAGUUCCAGCGCAGGUCACAAGGCAGCCGCCUCAUCCUGCUCAUCAUCUCUGCCUUCGCUAUAUUCUGGCUGCCCUACCACAUCGUCAACGUCAUUGAGGUAGCUGGCGUGUUGUCCAAAAGCGACUCGGUGCUCCUUGCCGCAACCACAGCCCGUCCAAACGUAACCGCCUUUGCCUACUUCAGCAGUGCUGUGAACCCCAUUCUCUACGUAUUCGCCGGCAGCUCUCACAUCCGCCAGGCUGGCCUCAGCUUCAUGGGCAAGCUCUUUGAAGCAACCAACUCAGAGAGCAGGACCACGUCUACCUUCACCCGUGGUGGCAGAAGCAGCUCUUCGCCAGAUGAGAGCUCAGUCCUGCACACGUUGUCGGUCAAACUUGGGAGGCCUUUCAAAGGCAAGGACAAGGAGAGGAGCCACAGUGUGGCGGCCAAAGAGCUCAAUGAGCAAGAAUUCAAGACUCUGGCCAGUAUUGAGCAGCUGGAGUAGUGCUGCUCUGCUCUGCUUCCUUGGACUACUUGCCUUGAUUAACUGGUUACAGACUGUUUUGACUCUUUAUUUUGUAUUCUUCAGCUUCAAUUUCCGUUUCUCUUAUCAGACCAGAGUGAAACAAGUUGCAAGUAAGCAAGCAUGAAAUUCUCUUUCUCAUUCAUAGUAAAAAAAAACCCAACAAACACCAAAAUGUGAUUACAUUUUCUUGCUUGAUCUUGCCUACUUGGUAUAUUUAUAAGAUGUUUUAAAUUUUCUGCAUUUAUUUAAGUUGCUAAAAAGUUGUGGUAUUGCUUUAAAGAGUGUAACAUUGGAAUGUCACUGAGUCAGUUUAACACUUUGUUUCAGAAAGCUACACUAAAUGGGCAAAAGUAAUCAACCGCCUGACCAUUACACCAAGAGGGACAGUAAUGACAUUCAUUACUUCCUGAAUAGUAACUCUUACCCUCGUGAUAUUGUGGCAAUUCUCUGGUACUUAGGUGUUUAUCAAGAAAUGUCUUUGAUAUAAGAGGAUGUUUUCUAUACAGUUGAUUGAAUUGAUAAUUCCCAGGUAAUCUCAUUAUUUUGGCCAAUAAAUUGAAGUCCUACCCUAACCCUAACCCCCUACCACUCAUAAUAUUAUCACACUUCUCAGUUAAUUAAAAGGUACUUUACCUUAACCCAAACCCUCUCAUCCUUAUCCUUGUAGUAUUGUGGCAGUUUUCUGGUCAAUAAAGGGCAUUUUUUUCCCUAACCCUAAUCCUCAUCAGACUGUUGCAGUUAUCUAGUAAUUAGGUGGUAUUUUACCCUUACCCUUUCCCCCUGACCCUAAACCUAACCCUUAUAUUUUCAAAGCAAUUCUCUGGUAAUUAGGUGGUAUUUUACAAAGAAAUGUCUUUGAAAUAAGUUAGGUGGCAUUUUACACUAACCCUAACCCUAAGUUAGGGAGUAAGGAUCUUAUGAGGACAUCUUGAGUUUAAAUGGUGAAGCUGGGUGGCUCAGUAGCGCCACUAGGUGUCCAAAACGGUUCAAAUCCAGGAAUUCCUGACAUUCAAAAUGAAUGUGAAUCUAUGGUGGAAUAAGUCUGCAAGAACGAUGCUGGGAUUGAAGUUUGGACUGUCUAUUAUAUCAAUGCAAAACAGGACAACUUCAACCAGUAAAAUCCUUAACCUAACCCCAUAUCCCACCUAAUGUUGUACCAAUGUUUUGGUUAUUAGGUGGUAUUUUACCCUAGCCCUAACCCUCUUAAUUUUGUGGCAGCUAUAUGGUUAUAAGGUAAUAUUUUACCCGAAACCUUAACCCUUGUAAUGCCUGUCUUAAUUUUCUGGUAAUAAAGUGGCAUUUUACCCUGGCCCUAACCCUGUAAAUAUUGUGGCAAUUAUAUGGUAAUUUGGGGGUAUUUUACCCUUACCCUUACCCUUGUAAUAUAGUGCCAAAUUUCUGGUAAACAGGUGGUAUUUUACCAAUUAAUUUCUUAGAAAUUAGAGAAUGAUUUUAUAUAUAAAUUGCUUGAUUAUUCCAGGGUAAUUUCAAAUUUUCUUGUCACUAAAUUAAAGUGAUUUCAUAAAUAAUUGUCAAGCAACUUUUAGGGUUAUGGUAAAUCCCACCUAAUUAAUACAUAAUUGCCUUAUUCUUAUGUGGAUUAAACUUAGGGUGAAAUACCCCCUGUUUAUCAGAGAACUGUCACAAUAUUAGAAGGAAUUUCUCUAUAAUGCAUAAAUUAUACAGGAUCAAACUUCCAUAAUACUACCAUACAUCCGAGUUAUCAGUUGGUGCAAUUUCAAUUUAUUACAAGGUAAUAACCACCUCAUUCUUGAGUGUUUACAGGUAUUUACAUGUAUUCCUGUGGCAUUACUAGGUAAUAAGGGCCCACUGAAAUAAAGUGUUACAAUAGAAUAUGUUUUUUCUUUUUGUUUGUAUUUCACUUGUAUAAAUCUUUGUGGUGGUACUUUUUUGGCUUGGUUUCUUCCCUGAAUGAUGAAAGAAGUACAUGAAGUGCUAGCUUGCAAAUUUCUCGCCAAAGGAUGGAAUUAUACUUUCACCUCUUGUGUAAUGUUCAGCCGAAUGAACAACGUGUUGAGAAAUAAACAUUUCACCAAAGCUUC